Messenger RNA from Megalops cyprinoides (Indo-Pacific tarpon), 948 nucleotides. Its product is annotated as olfactory receptor 142-like. Gene Ontology annotation, cellular component: membrane. The transcript has a single exon. Lineage: Eukaryota; Metazoa; Chordata; Actinopteri; Elopiformes; Megalopidae. Bases 1 to 948 code for a protein of 315 amino acids. The record is from RefSeq and is a predicted model, not a curated record. Gene Ontology annotation, molecular function: G protein-coupled receptor activity; olfactory receptor activity. Gene Ontology annotation, biological process: G protein-coupled receptor signaling pathway.
AUGGACAAUAUAUCUCAUUUUACUGUGUUCACUCUCUCUAAAUUGGAAGAAUCAAUGUCAGUCAAACAUACAUAUUUAGCUCUCUCUAUUGCUGUGUAUUUUCUCAUAAUUCUAUUGAAUGUGAUUUUGAUAGUGACAAUCCUAUUGGAGAAAUCCCUCCAUGAGCCCAUGUAUAUUUUCCUGUGUAGUCUGUGUAUUAAUGGACUACUUGGAACAACUGGUUUCUACCCUAAAUUCAUAUAUGAUUUAAUCUCUGAUACCCAUGUGAUAUUUUACAAUGGGUGCUUCUUGCAAUUCUUUGUCAUCUACACGUCGGCACUGUGUGAGUUUACUACAUUAUCAGUGAUGUCUUAUGACAGGUAUGUGGCAAUAUGCAGACCCUUAGACUAUCACUCUGUUAUGACACACAAAACUGUAGUAAAUUUACUGCUGUUUUCCUGGCUUUUACCUGCUGUCUCUACAGCUAUAGGACUUCUGUUGACAAACCAGCUGUCAUUAUGUGGAUCCCACAUUGACAAACUCUAUUGUGACAACUUGUCCAUGGUGAAGCUAUCUUGUGGAUCCACUAUUAUUAAUAAUAUUUAUGGUUUUUUGGGAAUUGUUCUGUAUGUUUCUCUUGUAAUUCUUAUUAUUGGUUCUUAUAUUAAAUUGAUCAUUGCAUGUAUGAAAUCCACAGAAAGCAAAAUCAAAUUUAUGCAUACCUGUCUGCCACACUUGCUGUCCUUAAUUAAUUUCACAAUUGCUUUAGUUUUUGACGUACUGUAUGCGCGAUAUGGAUCCAAGGAUUUCCCACAAAGUCUACGCAAUUUCAUGGCCUUAGAAUUUCUGAUAAUCCCACCUGUUUUUAACCCCUUAAUUUAUGGAUUAAAAUUGACUGAGAUUCGCAAAAGAGCCUUCAGAGCUGUUAAAGUCAAAGGGAUGGACCUUUUCAAUAUAAAAACGAGGUAA